Molecule: messenger RNA, 2077 nt
Organism: Tripterygium wilfordii
Lineage: Eukaryota; Viridiplantae; Streptophyta; Magnoliopsida; Celastrales; Celastraceae
Product: pentatricopeptide repeat-containing protein At1g13040, mitochondrial-like
Exons: 3
Coding region: 267-2048 (593 amino acids)
Molecular function (GO): protein binding
Source: RefSeq, a predicted model, not a curated record
CCCAAAUUGUUCUCGCUGCGAUAGUUUCUCCGUCUCUUUGCCUCCUUCAUUCUCUUCCCUCCACUCCUCUCUCCUCCGUCGCCGAAACCAGAGUACCAGACGCACAACCUUUUGGUCCGCCGCCUCUUUCUCUCUAUUUUUAGUGCUAUGAGCUGUCACUUUACUCUCUCUUUGAUUCUCUAAAUGAGCCUGCAUUGAGUCAUUGACUACCCCGUCAGGCCCCAGCACUACGAGCUACAGUUUACUAUGCAUUCACCCUGAUACAUAUGCAUCGUACUCUGGGCGCGCACCGCCUCAUAUACCGUGCUCGUAUCGCUAACUACGUAAAAGCUGGCCUCAUCGAUCACGCAAUCCAGGUGUUCGACGAAAUGACCCAAUCAAAUUGCCGUGUAUUUAGCAUAGAUUACAACCGAUUUAUUGGCGUUUUAAUCCGCCAAUCCCGCUUCGACCUAUCUCAGCAUUAUUAUCACCAAAUGCUCCUUCUAGGAUUCUCUUUAACCUCAUUUACAUAUUCCCGUUACAUUUCUGGUUUAUGCCAAAUUAAAGACUUUAGUACAAUCGGUGAGUUACUGUUAGAUAUGGAGAGACUGGGCUUGCUGCCGGAUAUUUGGGCCUUUAAUAUUUAUUUGAAUUUUUUGUGUGGUGAAAAUAGAAUAGAGUUGGCUCUAGAGGUAUUUGAUAGCAUGGCCAGGAGAGGGAGAGAGCCUGAUGUUGUAACAUAUACCAUUAUAAUUGAUGGGUUGUGUAAAGUAUGCAGGUUCCAUGAAGCUGUUCGAGUUUGGCAUCUUAUGAUUGACAAAGGGAUUAGACCGGAUAAUAAGGCCUGUGGGGCACUUGUAGUUGGGUUGUGUGAUGGAGGGAGAGUGGAUUUGGCAUAUGAGCUUACUGUUGGUUUGAUGAAGGAUGCUGGAGCUCAGUUCAGUAUUUUAGUGUACAACGCUUUGAUUAGUGGUUUUUGUAAAGCUGAUAGGAUUGAUAAGGCACAAGCAAUUGAGUCAUUUAUGAAGAGGAAUGGAUGUAAACCAGAUUUAGUUACCUAUAACGUGUUCUUAAAUUAUUGUUGUAAUAAGCUUAUGUUGGAAGAGGCUGAGAAAUUGAUCAAGAAGAUGGAGAGGAGUAAGAUAGAGCCUGAUAUCUAUAGUUAUAAUCAGCUGCUUAAGGGCCUUUGUAAAGCCAGCCGCCUGGAUGAAGCUUACUUGCUUAUGGAGAAUAAGAUGGAACCAAAAGGAUUAUUUGACAUUGUUUCUUAUAACACUCUUAUUGAUGCAUUUUGCAAGGCACGCCACAUUAGAAUGGCUUACAAGCUCUUUGAGGAAAUGGAUUCAAUGGGAAUUGCACCGGAUGUGGUGACAUUCAAUAUUCUUAUCAAUGCUUUUCUUAGAGAAGGUAGUUCAGAUGUAGCACAAAAGCUACUUGAUAAGAUGACAGUGACAGGUCUGUUGCCUGAUCGUAUAUUAUUUACAACAUUGGUGCAUCGCCUAUGCAGUGCUGGAAGCAUUGGGAUGGCUCAGAGUGUGUUCUGUGAUAUGAUAGAGCAGGGAAUUAACCCUGAUGUUGUUUCAUUCAAUGCCCUUAUAAAUGGGCUUUGCAAGUCUUCUAGGGUCAGCGAAGCCAUGAAACUAUAUGAGGAAAUGCAGAGCAGAGGAUGUGAUCCUGAUGAAGUAACUUAUAAAUUGAUAAUUGGAGGGCUUGUACGGGAAAAUAAGCUUCCGGUGGCUUGUAGGGUUUGGGAUCAGAUGAUGGAGAAAGGAUUUACUCUUGAUAAGGUUGACAUUUGUGGUUCUGGUGCCAGCUUGAUUUCUAUAAUCUGGUGCAGAGCCCAGAAAGUGAAAUAUUCUUAUUUGGAGUUCAUCUUAUCAGGGAUUGUUGCUACCAAUUCACCCUUCCUACAGUUUUUGAUAGUCAUCAUUCAGAUACCUUUAGUCCAGUUGGAUAGAACCGCAUUUCAUUUCAAGGAUGGAAAUUAUGAAGAUAAAAUGGUUGUGGUGCUGAAAGAACGUGAUGUUGUGAUGUUUGAUUAUACGUUACGAGAGAAACUGAAAAUGUAGAAUUGGAAAGAUUAUUUUAUUGCAAAAGC